GAAUGCAUCACAUCAGUACUGGUUCCUCCCAACCACCACUAACUCGUUUGAAACAGCACAUGAAGCUAUCAAGUUAGUUAUCAAGAAGUUAUCAAUUUCGUCAAGGCAACGUUUAAACUGGUCACUUCUGUCGAUGUUUCAAUUUUGUCAAGUAACCAGUUGGUUUGAUAGAGGGACGUGACGAGGCGGCGAAGUCUCCAACUCUAAGCUAAAUUCGGCAGAAUGCUAAAAACAAAAGUUACGCUAGCUCGCUUGUGUCCUCCAAACGAUUUAUUUAUUUCUGAUUGAGUGAAUGGACAAUGAGAAAGCAUGGUGCUCUUGCGGGAAGGGAUGUGUCCGGGACUGGAUGAAGAUUUAUUGCGCCGUUUGCGGGAUGCUCACGUUAAAACAGUGGAAGAUCUGGUCUCAUCGGACAUGGAGGACCUCGCACAGAAAAGUUCGGCGUCAUAUAAGGCUCUGAUCGCCAUUCGUAGGGUGCUGCUGGCCCAGCACGCCGCCUUCCCCGUUUCUGGUGCCGACCUCUACGACGAGGUGCUCAGCGCCACCGCCAUCCUCUCCACAGGAAACCCAGACCUGGACACGCUGCUGGAUUCUGGCGUGUACACGGGUGAGAUUACGGAGCUGGCAGGUGGGCCAGCAAGUGGCAAAACUCAGGUGUGUUUGGGCGUGGCGGCGCAUGUUGCGCAACACCUGAGGCAAAACGUGAUCUUCGUGGACACCACGGGGGGACUGUCGGCGAGACGCCUGCGCCAAAUGCUGCAAACCCAAACAAGCAGCCACGACGAGCAGAUGGAAGCCCUGCAGAGGAUCGCCGUGCAUCGCGCGUUCGACAUCUUCUCCCUGCUUGACUGUCUUCAUCGUCUCGGCGACGGCGGCCUUCGACAGGUGAGCGCCAGCGGAGGCUCCGUCAAGGCGCUGAUUGUGGACUCGGUGUCGGCCGUCAUCGCUCCUCUGCUGGGAAGCAGGCAUCAAGAACGCAUGUACAUGAUGAGCCAAGUAGCCAUCACCCUCAAGACCAUGGCCAAGAAUUUCAACAUAGCUGCUUUGGUGAGGAGGAACACACACACACUUACACACGUUGUAGGAUGUCAUUUAGUCGUGAGUGCGACAUCCACAGGUGACCAAUCACGUGACGCGGAGCGAGGAGGGCAAGGUGCAGCCUGGCCUGGGCGUGUCGUGGAGUCACAUCCCAAGAACCCGAGUCCUGCUGGAGCGACUUUCGGAAGCCAGCAGCCGGCCCUCUCUACGCUCCGCCACUCUCAUCAAGUCCUCCAGGCAGCCAUGUUUGAUCCAAGCCAAGUUGGACCUUCAGUGUUGGAGUUGCUCCGAACACAACACUUCAGGAGAGAAAAAUCUGGACGCGGCAAAUUCUUAACAACCAACUAUCUCAUAAAGGACACUGGGUAAAUUUACACUCUGGAAUACAGACACAACAUUAGCCAGGAGACCUUCUGGAAUUCUUUCUGGUGUCACCUCACAUUUAACAAUCACAAUAUUGUUAUUUUAAUCAUGUCAAAUUCACCAAUAUUCUUGAAAAUGUAUUUUUUUUCCUGCAGAUAUGAAUUUAUUGUUGUAAUAAAAUGUGUAAAAAUCCAAA
This is a messenger RNA of Syngnathus acus (greater pipefish), 1597 nucleotides long. RefSeq names its product RAD51 paralog D (gene rad51d). The transcript is spliced from 9 exons. Gene Ontology annotation, cellular component: Rad51B-Rad51C-Rad51D-XRCC2 complex; centrosome; replication fork. Gene Ontology annotation, biological process: DNA strand invasion; telomere maintenance; double-strand break repair via homologous recombination. The record is from RefSeq and is a predicted model, not a curated record. NCBI's taxonomy places the organism in Eukaryota, Metazoa, Chordata, Actinopteri, Syngnathiformes, Syngnathidae. Gene Ontology annotation, molecular function: single-stranded DNA binding; ATP binding; four-way junction DNA binding. Bases 310 to 1407 code for a protein of 365 amino acids.